ACUAAUGAUUUCAGCUUCUUGUUAGCUUUGAAAUUUAAUUCUGUUAUUCUCAUCGUGUAUCGCAUAGAUUCGUUGCGCAGAAAGGGCUGAAAUCAGUAUAUCUUAAAUCAGUAUAUCUUAUCGGAAAUGAUAAAGAUAGCGAAAGAAAUAGAAUCUCUGUUAUACUAAAAAGAAGCGAAGAAAAAAGGGUCAUAAAAUAGCUUCUUCAUAUUUUAGGAUCUAAAUGCUGUCGAAAUUUUAUAACAAACGUUUAAAGGACAAAAUCGAAACGAAACAAAGAGAGAAAAUGUGUUUUUCCUGGAACUAAAACAGGUAAACAUUUCGAGAUUUUAGAGAAUUCGUAUUGGCAGCAUAAUACAAAAAAGCAGACGGUUUUCUAUCAGAAUAUGUAGUAUUCGACAUGAACUACGAUUCCUGAGUAGACAAAUGGAAAAAGAGUUUCUUGCUGGAUGAGAAAGAAUGAAAUUACCUGCUAAUUAAAAAGUUUAUUAUUAUUAUUAUUCUUUACCUUUUCCUCUUUGCAUUGCAGAACUUAUCUGGCAUAAAAUCAAAUGAUUGUUCAUUCGGAAUUCAUUAUGAUUGUUAGAUUAGGAAGAAUCAGUUUUGAAAUAUUCGAUUGUCAUAAGAGGCUUUCAGUGUUAAGUGUAGUACUUUAUUUUGCGCAACGAAUGUAUUCUUGUGUUAACAAACCCAGUUAGAUUUAAAAAACAGGAUAAUGAAAAAGAAGAAAAAAAAUGACCCUGGUAACCGAGAGAGUUACUCACGCAAAGCGUAGGAGUCGUAGACAAUUAUUAUUUCACUCCGGUUCUGAACAUAAUGUAUCCGUUGACAGGCUUGUUGAUGGUGUCAAACACAAUACUCAGGUUUCAAGAUCGAGGAGUUUAUAUUACAGGUUUUUCACCACUGCAGGGUUUUUCAGAAUGCACAAGAGCACUAGAACUGGACUUAUAGCAAUUGCUAUUUUGGUAUGUGUUAUUGUUGUUAUUUUACUUCUGAAUUUGGAUAGCAUAAAAUCUAGUCAUGAUGCUUUAUGUGUUAAACUGGAUGGAGGCAAAACUUGUCAUUCCAUGGAUACAAACCCUUAUCGUUAUUAUGGAACAAAAACAGCAUAUCACGUAGCAUUGGGGGAUAUUUUGAAUUAUCAAUUUGAUGUUGGAGAGUGCAAACCUAAAACAUUUUACCUGCUGAGCAGACAUGCAACUAGGUAUCCAGACAAAGAUAAUAUUGUGGAGAUCAACAAUAUUCUGCCAGCUUUGAGAGAUCGUAUUAUUAACUCAUCAUUGUCUGGUAAAGUUGAAAUAUGUGCUGAAGAUUUAGAAAAGUUAAAGAACUGGACCAGUGAAAUGGAGCCUGAAAAUGAUAAUAAAAUCACAGAUACAGGAGAGGAAGAAGCUGAAGAAUUAGCACAGCGUUUGAAAAGACGAUUUCUUGCAGUAUUAAAUGAAACUUAUUCACCUGAGAAAUUUAUCAUUGAGUACACUAGUAGAGAAAGAACUAGAAGUACUGCUGAAGCUUUUGCUAAAGGAUUAUUCAAUGAAGAUUAUAAAAAUAUUGACUUUGAUGGAAAAACAAAUGACCAAGUUCUACAGUUUCACAAAGACUGUAAAAAAUUACAGAAAAGUUGCAAGGAUGCAUCGUAUGAUAUUUCUGAAAUAGAAAAAUUUGAAAAUGGAUCAAUGAUGCAAAAAGUAAUUGAUAGUGUAUCAAAAAGAGUUGGCUUUAAUGUUUGUAAAGAAGAUAUCAAAGUCAUGUACAGAGCUUGUGUUUUCGGAUAUGCCUUGAAUAUUAGUGACAUCUGGUGUGCUUUAUUCUCAACUGAUGAAUUAAAAAUCUUGGAAUAUGGUGAUGACUUAGAUGACUAUUAUAAAGAUGCCUAUGGAAAUGAAAUCAACCAUCAACAAGCUUGCCCUGCUGUGGAAUAUGUAGUGAAUUUAUUGAAGACUUCAGAAAAUUCAACUAGCAGUAAGGCUGUUCUUCAUUUUACUCAUGCUGGUGGAAUUAAGAAAGUUUAUUCUGCAUUUGGCUUAUUUCAUGAUGAAAAGCCUUUGACAGCUAGUGGAUACUGUACUCAGAGCAACAGAAAAUGGCAGUCUAGCAGAAUUGCUCCUUUUAACACUAAUAUUGUAUUUAUUCUCUACCAGUGUACAAAUGACCUCAAAGUAGCUGCAUUUCAUAAUGAAAGAAUGGUGAAACUUGGAGGAUGUUCAAAUAAACUAUGUCCUUUGCAUGAUUUCUAUAAACACUAUGAACCUAUUGCAGAGAACUGUGAUAUUAACAAAAUAUGUUGCACCUGUUGCAAGUAUUGAUGCUGUAUUUUAAAAGAUUCUAAUCAUGGACAUCAAGCGCACACAAAUAUAAAUUUUAAGUUUAAAAAAUGCAAUAUUAUCUAUUUCUUUGUUAAUAUGUUUAGAUACAUUAUCAUUGAAAAUCAUGUAUAUGAUAUUCAGCCAAACCUCUUUAAGCUGUUAUUUAGACAACAUGGCUCUACAUCACUUUUUUCGAAAUCUCAAAAUAUCUCACCUCAUUCAAGUGAGGGAGAUCUCUUUAUAAUUUCAUUUUUUGGGCAUGUACUUGUAAUUGCUUUCCUUUAUAAUAAUGACAUCUGCUUUCUAAACUUGACACAUUUCAGUAAGGUAUCAGACAGUACAAGAGCUAUAAUUGUCAUAAUCCCUACCUUCUCAGACUAAUACAACUCUAUAAAAUUGACUUUUGACAAUCAAAAUAUAAUAUCAAAUAUUUUCAAAAUAUUUUUUGAAAUGUUACCUGUUUGUAGAAUUUCUUAGAGUUAAAUCCUCUCCCUUACUUUAACUGAUGUGUUGCUACAAAUCAGCUCAUUUAAAAAUAGGCUUGCUACUGCAAACUUUAGUAUGAUUUAGAAGAUUUUUAUUUCUACUUGUUUAAAUGAUGAAUUUGACAAGGAGCUUCAUGCUUUAUCUAAUUCCAUAUACAUCUUUUUCUGUUUAAAUUUGGGAACAUUUAGAAAGGUCAUGUCUGUGAAAAUAUAAUAAGAUGGACAUUAAAUGAACACGAAGAGACAAAUGCUUUUAAAAAUUCACUGUUAGCAAAAGCUUUUUCAUGUGAUUUAAUAAAAAUCAGAAAUAGUCUUAUUCAUGAAAAUCUUUUAAAUCUAAUCCAUGUAACAAAAGCCAAAUCACAUGCGCUUUAAAAAAUAAAAUGAAAGUGAUGUGAGUAAAAGUAACAUUUCUUUUUUUCUCUAGACUAAACUUUUUAAUGUAAAAUCUUGAAUAUCAAUUCUUUGAGAAAAUCUCAGUUAAAAUUUUUUAAAUGUGCUUUUGAACACUGUGUGUAAAAUGGCUUAUUUUAAUCAAUGGCUUAUUCCAAAAGUGAUAUACUUUUGAGGUUUGGCUGCAUAUAUUAUUAUAUGUACACAUGUAUAUUAGUUAUAUUGCUUAUAAAUAUGUUAUGUCUGAAUUUAAAAUGAAACUAAUGUAUGUCCUUUUUUAAACCAGUGAAAUAAAGAAGAGUAUAAUAA
This is a messenger RNA of Stegodyphus dumicola, 3493 nucleotides long. RefSeq names its product multiple inositol polyphosphate phosphatase 1-like. NCBI's taxonomy places the organism in Eukaryota, Metazoa, Arthropoda, Arachnida, Araneae, Eresidae. The record is from RefSeq and is a predicted model, not a curated record. Gene Ontology annotation, molecular function: inositol phosphate phosphatase activity; acid phosphatase activity.